Tribolium madens (black flour beetle) is the source of this 1306-nucleotide messenger RNA. RefSeq names its product caspase-6-like. The transcript has 5 exons. The coding region runs from base 269 to 1252 and encodes 327 amino acids. Lineage: Eukaryota; Metazoa; Arthropoda; Insecta; Coleoptera; Tenebrionidae. The record is from RefSeq and is a predicted model, not a curated record. Gene Ontology annotation, biological process: proteolysis. Gene Ontology annotation, molecular function: cysteine-type endopeptidase activity.
AAAAUCAGUAGUUUUAGGUUGGUGACAAUGAGAUUAAGAGCAUUUUCAUUCUUGCCAACUCAAAGCAAUUAAGUGAAACUGGAACAGAUUUUGGAAAUUGCACAACAAAGUAGCACCUUCCUGGUAGUAAUAUAGAUUUUGAUCAAAAUUUUGUAUUGAUAUUGACGCAUCCUUAUCGAUAAGAUUACAAUAAUUCAUUUAAUACAAUCGCUUUGUUCGUCGAAAACCGUCCCCAAAUCAGUUUUUCUAUUUGCUUAGUUAAUUAAUUAUGCAGACGGACGCUGCCCCCAAUAUUUCCAAACAAAAUGAUCCGUUUUUGAGCCCCGAAUGUGAAAUUAAUCAACACGAAAAGAUCACAAUUGUCCAAGAUAAGAAUGUUGAACGGUUUGUUGAACGUCAGGAGCUUUUAUUGUCUCCGUUUGAAUACCAGAGAAUGGGGGAAGACCCCGGAUUGGUGCUAAUUUUCAAUCAAGAGUUAUUCGAAGAUCAACCUUAUCGACUUGGGAGUCGAAAAGACGUUAAUGAGAUUAUCACAACAAUGAGUCGUUUGGGUUUCAAUAUCCACGAUGAAAAUAUUUUCAAUAAUUUGACAAGAGACCAAAUUUUGGAUACAGUCACAAAACUCGUAGCUAAGGACUUGUCACAAGUCAAUAGUCUAAUAGUGUUUUUUCUCACACAUGGUGAUAGUUUCAAUCUAUUACACGCCACUGAUUUCACACUCAAAACCCACGAAUUGUGGGAGAAAUUCGUGAAAUGUGAACAUCUGAAAAACAAGCCGAAAAUGUUCAUUUUUCAGGCUUGCAAAGGUGAUUAUCAUUCCACAACGUGGGACCAAAACAAGGAAAAAAUCGAUUUGGUACCACAAAGUACCUUCGAAUCGAAUUACCUGGGCCCAGACAUGCUGAUUGUUUAUUCAACAACUGAGGGAAACGUCUCGUUUCGUGACCCCAAAAACGGCACUUGGUUUAUCCAAGAAUUGUGUAAGAAUUUCUCGGCUUAUGGACGCCGAGACGACGUGAUUUCACUAAUUAUGCGAACAACGAAAUGUUUAUGUCGGAAUUAUUACCACAAUGAGGAGGAGAUCAUCAAAAAACAGAUGCCCAUUUUUGUGUCGACUUUGAAAAAAAAGUUUUAUUUGAAUCGAAGCAAGGAUAGGAAUGCCUGGUUUCAGUUGUUGAAAAAUCAAGAAAGCAUGAUGAGGAGUAUUGAGGAAUUGAAGGAGAAGAUUAACGAAUUGUUGAAAACGAAAUAAGUGAUAAUUGAUAAUUUGUGUAUUGAUUAAUAAAAAAUCAACCAGUUUUUUUCA